This is a messenger RNA of Rana temporaria (common frog), 5537 nucleotides long. RefSeq names its product glutamate ionotropic receptor NMDA type subunit 2C (gene GRIN2C). Gene Ontology annotation, cellular component: postsynaptic density membrane; NMDA selective glutamate receptor complex; postsynaptic membrane. Gene Ontology annotation, biological process: excitatory postsynaptic potential; synaptic transmission, glutamatergic; long-term synaptic potentiation. The transcript is spliced from 13 exons. Bases 1384 to 4995 code for a protein of 1203 amino acids. The record is from RefSeq and is a predicted model, not a curated record. NCBI's taxonomy places the organism in Eukaryota, Metazoa, Chordata, Amphibia, Anura, Ranidae. Gene Ontology annotation, molecular function: transmitter-gated monoatomic ion channel activity involved in regulation of postsynaptic membrane potential; NMDA glutamate receptor activity.
CGCUCUCUGUCUCUGUCCUUGAUUCUGUCCUUUCUCUCAUGCCUCUCUUUUUCACUCUUGAUACCUGUCUCUUUCUCCUCCCCGCUGUCGGUUUCCUCCCUCUCCCAUCUUACAUACCUCCCCGUUCACUCUCUCCAUCCUUUUCUCCCCUUCAUCGUGUCCCACACUUCUCACUCCAUCCUCAUCCUUAUUCCCCCUCCUCUUUCUCUCUCUCUUCCACUCUGUACCACCUCCUCCCUCCUUGAUUCCGUUCACUCUUUGCAUUCUCCGAGUCUCUCCUGUUUCUUGUUGCUCUCCUCGUUCUUUCCUUUCAUACUUUAUCUGCUCUGUUUUGUAUAGUUCCGUCCUCUGUUGUCUGUCUCUCUCUCUGUCUCUUUUCCCUAUCCUUGUGUUUAGAUGUGUCUCCUUUGCGCUCUUCUUCUAACAGCUGGCUUUGCGAGCUCUGCUCUAUAUUACGUUCCGCUGGCUUCUUCCUGUGCGGCUUGUGGCUCAGGGCAGGUGAGGGAUGAACAUUACCUGGCUAGUGCAGACCUUCCUGAAGAUUCAGUUCAUUUCCUCUUCCAUUGCCUUACACCUCUUUUAUUAACUCUCUCCCUUAUGCCUUCACUUUUCACCCCCCAACAUCUAUCCUGCACUCCACCUGUGUCUCUCACUUCGGCUCUCUUUUUUUCCAUGGGACAUUGCGGCAGCAGGUGGCUCUGAAGAUGGAAGCAGUUGUCCAUCCUUUGAGCUGAACCUGAUGAAGACAAAUUACUGAGCUAACUGAUGUAUUUCCAGUUCUGUGCUCCCAAGAAGCCCCGGGAGCCAUAUGCCACGUUUGUGCGGUGCCCACUGCAUUAUGCCAUGCUCCAGAGCCAGUGCAUGGCAUGUUGCCACAUUCCUGCAAAAUCAACAUCCUUGUAACACUUUCCAGUUAUGUUUGUAUAAUUAGGCUGUGCUACUGAGGCACCUACAUUAUUAGGCCUGGCUCCAAAGUAGCUUCGAGCACCAUACCACCUGCAGAGUAGUUGACAUUGUGCCAUAGUCCUUUAGUGCUCCUCUAUGUGUAGAAAGCAGAUGCAGUGCUUUGGUGGAGAACUCAGUCCUUGUGCUGAAAUGUUUUCAUGCUUCUAACUUUUGUAUGAUUACCGGUGUUUUCAUUUGCAGAGGACAAACCUGUACGACCAGAGGUUCCCAAUAAUGUGUAGUGGAUUGUGAUGACAGAGCAGGCCUAAUGCACACCUAUAAUCCUCAUUUGCAUUGGAUUUUCCAGGUUCUUGCCGCUUUGAUUUAGACCUGCUUUGGUUUAGAUGAUGCCAUGAAGAUUAAACACCUUUUGGCCUCAUUCCAUUUCAGAUUCGUGUUGCGUAGUCAUUUUGGCAUAGCAAAGGUUCAAUCUUUGACAUGUUCCUGGCUUAUUCCGUGGGUUGUCUUUUUCUUGGCGCACUAGGGUGUGGUGCUGUAGUAAUGGAAACGCUGCUACCUCAAGCUGGAGGACAUGUGGUGAAUGUGCCUCUAGUGUUUGGAGGUUCGUUUUCUCAGAUGGAACUGAUGGGACCUCUUCUUCCAGAAGGAUCUUUAAAUCUUCCUCUCGACAUUCAUACUGUUUCGGUGUUUGUCAACGACAGUGGCCCAGGACCGCUUCUGCGCCAGCUGUGCCUGGCACUAAAAGGGGCCCAUGCGAUGGUGUUUCAGGAUAACGUCGGAACAGAGGCUGUGGCCCAGAUUCUGGACUUUGUAUCUUCACAGACUCUUGUACCUAUUAUCAGCAUAAGUGGAGGAUCAGCUGUCGUUUUAAAACCAAAGGAGCCCAGCUCUUCCUUCCUGCAGAUGGCAGCCUCGGUGGAGCAGCAGCUUACGGUCAUUUUCAAGGUGCUUGAAGAAUAUGACCUGGGUCCAUUCUCUGUGGUAACCAGUCAUUACCCCGGACACCAAAUUUUCCUGAAAACAGUGAGAACUCUGUGUGAGGCUAUUCAGCCAGGUUGGGGCCCCCAGGAUGAGCUAAUAUUAGAACCAGGCACUGGUCCACGUGGAAUCCAACAUGUUCUUAAACAAGUAUCUGCUCCAGUGUUUCUACUGUUCUGCUCUAGAGAGGAAGCUGAGGAGUUAUUUUUUGUGGCUGGUGAAGCUGGGCUCCUUGGACCUGCCCAUAUAUGGAUUGUACCAAGCUUCACAAUUGGUUCUCCAGAGCAGCCUGCUAAUUUCUUCCCUGUUGGAUUAGUUAGCGUUAUGACUGAUGGCUGGAGGCGGAGCUUACAGCAAAAGGUACAGGAUGGCAUAGCAGUAAUUUCCGCAGCAGCUAAGAACUAUAUUCAGAAACAUGGUGAAUUGCCCACUCCUGGAGGAACCUGCUUUGCCCCAAUGCAAAUCCAAGGAAAUGACACCUUGUAUAGGCAUAUGCUCAAUAUAGUUUGGCAGGAGAGAGACCUGUCCUUCACUACUCAAGGAUUUCUACGAGAUCCUUCCAUGUUAGUUAUUACAUUGACUCCUCAACGAGUGUGGGAGGAGGUUGGCAGGUGGGAUCAUGGUAUAAUUCGAAUGAAGUACCCUGUAUGGCCACGUUAUGGUACUGGCCAACAGCCUGUGACUGAUACUCGUCAUCUAACUGUAGCCACCUUAGAAGAGAGGCCGUUUGUUAUUGUUGAGAGCACAGACCCAGUAACAGGAGACUGUGUGCGGAACACUGUGCCUUGUCGCAAGCAGAGCAACCUGACUUUGAGCAGUUCGGGAGAACCCUAUUCCAAGCUGUGCUGUAAAGGAUUCUGUAUUGACAUCUUGAAGAAGUUGGCUAGAACUGUUAAGUUCUCAUAUGAUCUUUAUCUGGUGACCAAUGGCAAGCAUGGGAAGCUUGUACGGGGGGUGUGGAAUGGCAUGAUUGGAGAGGUAUAUUACCAGCGUGCUCAUAUAGCUAUCGGAUCACUCACUAUAAAUGAGGAGCGUUCAGAGAUUGUGGAUUUUUCAGUUCCCUUUGUAGAAACCGGAAUCAGUGUCCUGGUAUCACGAAGCAAUGGAACUGUGUCUCCCUCAGCCUUCUUGGAGCCAUACAGUCCUGCCGUCUGGAUGAUGAUGUUUGUCAUGUGUCUGUCUGUUGUUGCUGUGACUGUCUUCAUCUUCGAGUAUUUCAGCCCCAUGGGAUACGACCAAAACAUCAACAAUGGAAAACGUUUAGGAGGCCCAAGCUUUACAGUGGGCAAAUCUUUGUGGCUCCUCUGGGCACUGGUGUUUAAUAACUCCGUUCCCAUACAGAAUCCUCGUGGUACUACAAGCAAGAUUAUGGUGCUAGUCUGGGCCUUCUUCGCUGUCAUCUUCUUGGCCAGUUACACAGCCAACCUUGCUGCAUUCAUGAUUCAAGAGCAAUACAUAGACACAGUGUCUGGCCUAAGUGACCGAAAGUUCCAGAAACCUCAAGAGCAUUAUCCGCCAUUCCGAUUUGGAACGGUCCCAAAUGGGAGCACAGAGCGUAAUAUCCGUGCCAACUAUCCCGACAUGCAUAGUUAUAUGGUGCGCUACAAUCAGCGAUCAGUGGAGGAUGCUCUUGCUAGCUUAAAGGCUGGAAAGUUGGAUGCCUUUAUCUACGAUGCCGCAGUGCUGAAUUACAUGGCAGGAAAGGACGAAGGCUGUAAACUGGUAACCAUUGGAAGUGGCAAAGUCUUUGCUACAACAGGCUAUGGUAUUGCUCUGCAGAAGAACUCACGUUGGAAGCGUCCCAUUGAUCUUGCACUGCUGCAGUUUCUAGGAGAUGGUGAAACUCAGAGACUGGAGACAGUGUGGUUAUCUGGGAUAUGUCAGAAUGAGAAGAAUGAAGCUGUAAGCAGUAAACUGGACAUUGAUAACAUGGCUGGAGUCUUCUACAUGCUGUUGGUUGCUAUGGGUUUAAGCCUGUUGGUCUUCUCAUGGGAACACCUUGUGUACUGGAGGAUGAGACACUGUGUACCCAGACCUUGUGUGGAGCAGAGCCUGCUUGGAAUCAGUCGGGGUAUAUAUAGUUGUUUUCGAGGUGUUCAGAGUCCAUCUCAUGGCCCCGCUUGUCCUGAGCCUGAUGUAACAGGAACUCCGGUACCCGUCAAUGUUUUAAGGGUUCUGCAGACAGCCAAGGAUCUUGUUUCCUCCUCUGCUGUUGGUGGGUCCCUGGAGACUGCAUCACAUGCACUACGUACUUGGAGACAAAGAAGUGAAAGUUUGCAAGCUGUCUUCUCUGUGCAAGGUACACAACAACAAUUACAGGCCAAUUCAUCCCCUCAUUAUGCUGUCACUUCAAAACCGAUAGUAACUGUAGCCCCAUCUAAGAAUAUAUCACUUGUUUCUCCUACUCUCCGAUCAACCCAAGUCACAUGCUCUCCAAGAGAAGAAACAGAUCUCAAGCCCACAAUUAUAAAUACUUGUCUUAGUCCAGAUACUAUGCCACCAAUGGCUAUCACUACCCUUAAUGAAAGUGUUCGGAGAACAGAGCCUGGUGCUGCAAGUGGAAACUGUGAAACAUCCCAGCUUUCAGCAUGCAAGAGAUGGGAACUAUUGGAAAGAGUGCCCGCUACAUCCACAACAGCAGUUCCUCACUGUAGUUCUUGGUGUCAUUCCCCUAUCCCCAGCCAACCAAGACGACAUAUCUUGCUAUGUGAUUCAUUUAACAAAAAGGACUGGAGAUUACACCAACAUUGUGGGUGCCCAUCGUACUGUUCCCUCCCUCAUAGCAAUCAAGUCUGCUUUUUAUGCAGCAAUAGUCCUCCUUUUGAACAAAAAGGGAGAAAAUGGCUUAGCCCAGUUCACUGUAAACCCUCCCAACAGGAAGCAUGCUUUGCUGGCCCAAUCUCUACAUGUGCCAAGCCAGCCACGCUAAGCCACAGAGACCAUCAUAAUGCUUACAGCAUAGCAUCUGUAGGGAGGACUGUUUGUCACAGCAAGACAAGAAGUAGAAGGAAGCCUACCCCUUUUCCUUUAGGGACAUUUCCAACUGAAAGAUCAAGAACACACCACCCAACUGAAACAUGGAAGAGAAUUAGCAGGGAAUCAGAAGUGUAAAACUGGAAUAAAAUGGGUGUUCUUAUCAAAAAUGGCAAUAACGACUAUACCAGUUUUAAUGGAUGCAAUAAUGGAUGCUGCUGAAGCUCAGGUACAGGUGGUACAGACACUGUAUAUCUGUUCAAAAAAAAUUAAGCAACAUUAUCAAUGGUACUGAUAAAAUUUCAACAUUGAUACCCUGUCACUUAACAUCAAAUUUGCCUAUUAAAGAUGUAUUAAUGUUAUUUACAAAGUGGUAUAUUCUAUCCAACAUGUUUUCAGAUAUUAAACUAUAUGUAUUCCCCUGCAUUCGUCCUGAGGGCCCAGUGUGUUUUUAAAAUAUGCAGUGUUUUUUUUUUCUUAUUAGGUUGCCCCCUGGUCCUGCUUGUCCACAAAAAAAUCUAUUUUACUGAGAUGAUUUUGUGUUUCAUCUGAUAGUUUAGCAGCAAUAACUCAAUGCAAUGAUCUGAGAACUGCACAGAUCUAUAGGAGAAACACAAUAUUCUGGUUUUAUCCAGUAAUGUUUACAAAAUGCCUGCCCUAAAUAAAAUGCCUUCAUGUCA